CUAUUGGCAACACUACAAAAAUAGAAAAUGGUUAUACAUGUGAAUUGUGAAGUUUGUUUCCUUGUAUUGUAAAUACAACAAACAAAACUUACAUAAUAUGGAUUUUUUUCAUUUAUACGUUUAAUUCUUAACGUGAAGCAUGACCGACCAUGUAGAAUUUAUCUCUAGAAAAACUGACGAGGAGAAAAUCACAGAUCGAGACCUACCACUUAGUUUUGUCGAAAAUCGACACACAGAAGUGAUCGAAGGAAUUAAUUGCUUAACGCAGACAUGGAGAAUGAAAGAGAGGAUGAAAACGGUCAGCGUCGCGUUGGUGCUUUGCUUAAAUGUCGGCGUGGACCCUCCGGAUAUUGUCAAGACGCAGCCCUGCGCGCGACUGGAAUGCUGGAUAGAUCCGCUGUCGAUGUCGCCCGCAAAAGCGUUAGAGGCUAUUGGAAACAAUUUGCAGAAGCAGUACGAACGCUGGCAGCCUCGGGCUAGGUAUAAGCAAACUUUAGAUCCGACCACGGACGAGGUGAAGAAGUUAUGUACGUCACUGCGACGUAAUGCGAAGGAAGAACGCGUGCUCUUCCAUUACAAUGGGCAUGGUGUACCGAAACCGACUAGUAACGGCGAAGUGUGGGUUUUCAAUCGAACGUACACCCAGUACAUUCCAUUGUCAGUGUACGACUUGCAAUCAUGGAUGGGAGCCCCUUCGAUAUACGUUUACGACUGUUCGAACGCAGGUAUAAUUGUGGAUUCGUUUAAGACAUUCGCGGAGCAACACGAAAACGAAUACAAGGCGUCGACGCAGAGCAGGCCGGGCUCGGGACAGGCUCCUCCCACGUACCGUAACUGCAUACAGCUGGCGGCGUGUAGCGCGACACAAGUAUUGCCGAUGAAUCCCGACUUGCCGGCCGAUUUAUUUACAUCUUGCCUUACGACGCCGAUUAAAGUGGCGGUCCGAUGGUUUGUCUUGCGAUACACUGCUAAAUUAGUGCCUCAAAUUACUUUAGAUAUGAUUGAUAAAAUUCCGGGACAGCUAACUGAUAGGAGGACUAUGUUGGGUGAACUUAAUUGGAUUUUUACGGCAAUUACUGACACUAUUGCCUGGAAUACCCUGCCAAGAGAGCUUUUCCAAAAACUAUUCCGACAAGAUUUACUAGUAGCGAGCUUAUUUCGUAACUUCCUUCUCGCCGAACGUAUUUUAAGAUCGUUCGACUGCACGCCGAUUAGCUUUCCCGCCCUGCCCGACACCUCCCAACAUCCCAUGUGGCUGGCGUGGGAUUUCGCCUUAGAUCUAAGUCUCAGCCAACUGCCGAGGAUGAUACUUCACGACGAACCCUAUCAGCAUUUGGCGUUCUUCGAAGAGCAACUUACCGCCUUUCAGGUUUGGCUGGAAUUAGGUUCCGAAGAUCGCUACCCGCCCGAACAGUUGCCCAUAGUUCUACAGGUAUUACUAAGCCAAGUGCACAGAAUGCGAGCGCUCGAGCUGCUUGGGAAGUUUCUAGAUUUGGGUCCUUGGGCGGUUAACUUGGCGUUAUCGGUGGGAAUAUUUCCUUACGUUUUAAAAUUGUUGCAAAGCUGCGCCAAGGAGUUGAGGCCUUUGUUGGUGUUCAUUUGGGCUAAAAUAUUAGCCGUCGAUAAUACUUGCCAGGCCGACCUAGUUAGAGAUAAAGGCCAUAACUACUUUCUUUCCGUUUUACAGGAUCCGACUGUUCCGUCGGAGUAUCGCACUCAGGCCGCGUUUGUCUUGGCGUCUAUCGUGCAUAACUUCCGCGAUGGCCAGGAGGCGGCCCGACAAGGAUCUUUAGUUAGUAUUUGUUUGGAACAGUUGUCUGAUCCGAGUCCGACUUUACGUCAGUGGGUCGCCAUUUGUCUUGCGCGCUUAUGGGAUCAUUACGACAAGGCCCGUUGGACUGGAGUGCGCGAUAUCGCGCAUGAGAAGUUGUACAUCUUAUUGCAGGAUCCUUGUCCCGAGGUGAGAGCUGCCGCUGUGUAUGCGCUCGGUACCUUCAUCAACUCGGUUAACGAGAGAUCAGAGCACGCGAAUAAUAUAGACCAUUCGAUCGUCAUGAUGCUAGUCAAUACUGUAAGUCGUGACAUGAGCAGUUUAGUACGUAAGGAACUAGUAGCAGCUUUGCAAUGGAUAGUGAUCGCUUUCGAAAACGCUUUCCUCAAUGUAGCCACGCAAGAGACAAAUUUGUGCAAUAGUCAAGAGAGUACGCCGACGAGUACCCUUAAACGAAUCGGAAGCAGGUCGUUCAUGUCGCCACUUUCGCACAACAUCAAUAUUGACUCUGGCGAUUCGCUCGAUCGACUAAAAAGGGUCGCGUCCAGUUCCUCGAUCAGUAGUUUGGGCGUUGGACAUUCUUCUUUGGCGCAUCACGCGAGCUUGGGCGCCUUACCCUACGUCGCAUAUGGUUCGGUUUAUCUCAAGAUAUGGGUCGGACUUUGUAGUCUGGAAACCGAUCCGCACCCUCAAGUGUCGCAGAUGUGCACAGUCGUUACAACGUACAUUAGGAAUCAAGUGAAGGCCGCCAAAGAGCAGGCCGACAAUCGCCUGGCCGCCAGCAUGAGUUUACCGCCUAGUCCAAAUCGUGGUAGCAAUUAUUUGACUGGGGAGAGCCCGCCGACGCUUCAUCCGAACACUGACCUACACAGAUUUGCCGCCAGAUCGGCUAUGAAUAGUCGCGCGCGCGGUAAGAAGCAGUCAGGUUCGACAACAAGCGAUGAAAUCGACAAGGACAACGGGUUGAGAAAACCUCUAGUUACCACUGAGUUUGUCCCAUGGGCGAGUAAGCUCUUUGCUCAGCCCCUAAUGCACGAUACACAUUCGGAUGUCGAAUCUCAACACUAUUAUGAAAGGGAGUGGCGAUUUGAAAGAAACUCAAAAAUACGUACAGAAGCGCAAGACGAACAGCUAAGAGUGCUUAAUAAUCGAUUAGAAUCGCAACUCUUCAGUACGAGAUGUUCAGCCCAACCGUACGUCCUACAAUUUCAUCCGUACGACCAGCAAAUCGCGGUUGCCAGCCGGGAUACAUUUGCAAUAUGGGACUGGGGUCGUGGCGCUAAGAUCUCGCAUUGUCAGAGUAAAUCUCUCAAAAACGCGAACAGUCGAAUAACCUCUCUAGAGUGGGUUAACGGGCAGGACAUUGCGCUGGUGAUGGUCGCUUCUGAUGAUGGCAGCGUGAAAUUAUGGCGUUCGAGUGGUAGUAGGGAACCGACUUUGGUUAGCGCCUGGCAGGCUUUCAACGAGCUGAUGCCUUCAUAUAAGUCCAACCUAGCCGGUGUGCUAGUUAAUUGGGAACAAUGGACACAAACUGUGAUAACCUCGGGUGACACUCGCGUCGUACGUCUGUGGGAUGCCGAACGGGAACUACGCGCCUUCGAUAUUCCGACCGGGGCUGACUGUUCGGUAACGUGCUUGGAUUCCACCUACUCCAGUGUGGCCCACGAGAAGCACAUCAGAUCGCUGAUCGAGUCCGACCAUUCCGACGACGGCAUCUUUAUGGGCAUGGACAAUGAGUUACCCAGUUUUAAUAGUCAGAAGCAGGGACUGAUCGUUGCCGGUUGCGCGGAUGGGUCUGUCAGGCUGUUCGACCGGAGGUGCCCUCCCAGCGACUCGCGCGUGAAGACGUGGGUGGAACACGCCUCGUGGGUUUUAGGCGUGCAGUUGCGCGAUAAUAAAGUUAUCAGCGGCAGUUGCGAUGGGGACGUUAAAAUUUUUGACGUCAGAAAGAACGAGUCGAUAUCUGAUAACCUUGUCACGCAAAUGCGUGAUAUGACAGCUUUUGCUGUUCACCGCAACGCAGAGAUAUAUGCAUGCGGCUCCGCGAACCAAAACAUAAGCAUACACAACAUGCUCGGCACGAACUUGAACAGCAUCCGAUUUCACGAAGGCUUCAUGGGACACCGUAUCGGACAGGUGACCUGUCUUGCGUUUCAUCCACAUAAAGUCGCUCUGGCCGCAGGCACCAACGACUGUUUACUUACAAUAUACUGUAUGGAGAGCCGAAGAUGACAUGGAUCCAUAUCCUAGGCAAACCCCUUCUGGGGACUACUAGGAUAUUAGCUAGCGUAAUUUUUUUUUUUUGUGGCGUAAGAGAUGCAUUUAGAGAGACGAUUUUUUUAAUUCUGCCAUUUGUUGAACAAAUUUUUAUUUAUGUAAAUACUCGCUCAUUUUUUUUGUUUUAAUAUUUUUCACAUUGCUAUUAUGUUGUACAUUUGUAUCCAAAGAUUGUAUUUUAGGUUAGUUUUGAUUUUAUCGAUUUUAAUUAUAAGUACGUAUAUCGUGCCCGAUUGAUUUUUACUGUCAGAUACCAAUAGAUGAAGACGUUUUAAACAAACUAUUGUUUCCUGAUUUUGGUGCUAUGUAGUAAUAGUAAUAAUAAUAUAUUGUACAUAGUAUAUACAGGUACUCUAGCGCUGAAGCUUACUUUUUAUAUUUAUUUAGGGAUUUGCAUGUGUACAAAUGUGUAUUUUAUGAUUUAAUAAUAAGAAUGAACAAAUACGUCGUCAAAGACAAAAAUGUUAAGAUUGCCUUCUACAUUUAUUUAGG
Photinus pyralis (common eastern firefly) is the source of this 4540-nucleotide messenger RNA. It is a transcript of the gene raptor, whose product is annotated as regulatory-associated protein of mTOR. Bases 140 to 4003 code for a protein of 1287 amino acids. The record is from RefSeq and is a predicted model, not a curated record. Lineage: Eukaryota; Metazoa; Arthropoda; Insecta; Coleoptera; Lampyridae. Gene Ontology annotation, cellular component: cytoplasm; TORC1 complex. The transcript is spliced from 18 exons. Gene Ontology annotation, biological process: cellular response to starvation; positive regulation of protein serine/threonine kinase activity; positive regulation of cell growth. Gene Ontology annotation, molecular function: protein binding; protein-macromolecule adaptor activity.